AUGCAGCGUCCGGGUGUGGACGGGCCGCGCCGGCCGUCCAUAGAUCUCAGCUCGACGGCUGUGGAACGGGCUACCGCCGGCAUCUCGCUGGAGGUUCUCUACGGCUUUGGCUCGGGCAAGAACCUCCGGGAUGCGGUCCUCUUCGGUGACAUCGCUGGGCAGUACCUGGCGCAAGCAGUAGGGCGACAGCUGGCUUUCCGGCACCUCCUCGGCGAGGAGGUCAGCUUUGCGGCGGAGAGCUGUGACGUUGAUGCGAUCACGGCCUGUGCUGCCUCGUGCAGCCGUUCAUUUCUGGCAGUCUGCCAGGUUUGCAGACCAAGCCGGUCUCAGGUUUCGAUUUAUGAGCUGGGACCGGUGGCCAGCAACCGGCCGGUGCAGACCUUGCAGGAGCUGAAUGGUCGGGAUGGCCCGGUAGGGCGGAUUACUGCCGUGGCAUUCUCUUCUGCCAGCAGGGCAAGCGGAGUUCCCGAGGAUGAAGCCUCCAGGCUGGCGGUGGCUUCCAUGGGCUACCAUGCCCAAAUCAUCGUGUUAGACUGGAGGCUCAACGAGAUCAUCAGCCGUUUCGUACUGCAGGAGGAACUGUCGAGGAUCGAUUUCAACCCACUGGAUUCGGACAUGCUGUCCGGCUCCAGCCUGAACUCCUUCGAGAUUUUCCUUAUGAGGGACCUUCCAUUGGCAGAGGAUGGCGAGAAGGAGCAGCUUGAAUCCAAAGAGAUGUUCAAGCUUCAACAGCUCGAGGAGCUUGAGGAGUUCGCAGCUGUUUUCACGGAUCAUGCCUGGUUGGUGCCGGCGAAUGGGCGAUUGGCGCUGGCUUCAGAGGAGGGAGCCAUCUUCAUUGUGGGAAGUGGCUUGGGAAUAGAGGACGCGGAGAACCGUGCUCAGCAUCUGGACAUGGACCCGGUGCCAUACUUUGUGUGCCGAAUUGCCGCCCCCUUUGGACACACGGUGAGCGAUCAGCAAGUCUUUGGCAUCAGGCCCUUCAUCAAUGGUUUCGUCGUAGCUGGUGCCAGCAGUCAAGUCGCUGUUUGGCGACUCGAGCAAAACGAGAACGAGGACGAUGCGAAUCCGGUUGACAUUUUUGCCAUUCCAAAGUACGCACACGAAUGCACCGCCGUCAUUGAUGCGGGCAAGGGCUUUGCUGUGGCUUCGCUUGACAUCGUUGGUAGCCGAGACGAGGUGCAUGUGGCUUUGUGCUUCGACAGCUCUGACAUAACACACUUUCGCCUGGGAGCCUUGACGGACUGCAACGGCCACCUUGCAGACAGCCCGCUAUUGGGUGGCGGAUUUCAUCCAGGCCCGGUGACCUGCAUGGACAUGGCCGUGCACCGGGCGAUCCUGGUCACGGCCUGUAGUCAGGAUGCCUCGCUCCGAGUCUGGGACUAUGAAGCCGGCAGGUGCGAGCUCUGUUGGCAAGCCCCCGAGGAGCCUACAGGUCUUGCACUGCACCCUUUUGGCUUCUUGCUGGCAGUGAGCUUCAGUGACAGGAUUCGUUUUAUGGAGAUCUUGGCGAAAGACCUGAAACUGUUCUCGGAGCUCCACGUAAAGAAUGUCCACCUGUUACGUUUCUCCCAUGGUGGACAUCUGCUAGCCGCAGCACAGUCGAAGCUCAUCCUGGUCUUCAGCACGUGCAAUUUGAGAAAAAUCGCAACCCUUCGCGGCCAUCCGAGGGAGGUCUCCUCCAUGGCUUUCGAUCCUCUCGAUCGAACCUUGGUCACACUAGGCGAGGAUGGAAAGGUUUGCGAGUGGAGCACAGAGAACUGGAACUCGUUGAACGAGUAUGGCACCCACGGAGAAGCUGCAGCUGUCGCAACUUCUGGAGAGGGGCUUGUCUGGGCCGGUGUGGCCGAGGUCGAGAAGACCUCAUUUCGGACAUUUCGCCAAGGAAUGCACCAAGAAAGCGAGGACUACAUCAUGCAUCCGUCUGAGCACCUUUGCUCUAUGCAGCUUUACAGCAGGCCCUCAGAGGUGUCCAUCCUUGCUGGUGACAAGAACGGCAAACUCAUCGCAUUCUGCGGCCUCACGGGGGCCCUGAGGAGUGCGACGCUCGGCUUGCAUUCCGAUGCCAUCACGGCGGUUUGCAUCUCUGCUGAUGGGCACACCGUGGCCACAGCUGGUCGGGACGGUGCCAUGUUCGUCCUUGCAGCUGAUGGAAUAUCAGACACAGCUCGGCCCGAUUCGAAGUCUCGCGAAGGCUCAAUGGAGGUGGUCAUGAUCAAUCGCGGAGACAUCCAGCUGCGACAGGAUGAAAUUCACGAUUUGACAACACGGAUAUCGACGCUGAAGGCUCAGAUAGAGGAGGAUGCGGCACGCCUCCAAAGUGAGUGUCGGGCCAGAGUCGAGGAGGCGCGACGGCAGGAUCAGGAGAAGAUCCAGUCGUUGAGAAACCAGUAUGAAACCUUGCAGCAGGCAUCCACGGUGAAGGAAAGGGACAGCCUCCGGAAGAUGAAAGCCAUGCAGGCCUUGCACGUGCAGGCUGCCGAUGACCAGGAGAAGGCCUAUGACAAGCGAAUGCGCGCUGAUGCAGAGAGCUAUGAUGCGCUGGAGGCGGAACUGCGAGACCUCGAGGCUCGCUUUGAGCAGGCCCGACACAAAGCACAGACCGCCCUGGAGAACCAGGAGCACAAGCAAGAGAAGGAAGUGCAUCGCCGACUGAACGAGAAAGAUGCAGAGAUCCACAAGUUGAAAGAUCUCAUUGCAUUCACGCAGAAAAGAUUCGAUGCCAUGCUGGAUCAGGAAGGAAUGGAGCAAUCGCUCGAGAUUUCAGAAAUCAAGAAGAAGAAUCAGGAGGAGUUGGAGCAGCAGCAUCUAGUGGAGUACAAGUUAAAGAAGGACCAGGAUAUGUUGAUGAGAGGCUUGGAGAUGAUGGAGAAGGAUCGGGACCGCAUUGCCAUGGAGCAGCGCGAAGCCAGCGUGAACAUCAGCAGCCUGCGCGCGGAGGCUGAGACGAUGAAGCGCGAGGUGACGCUCCUGAAGGCCGAGCGCAAGGAACGAGAGGCCACGCUGCGCGACAAGGAGAUGGAGAUCGGAGCGCACAAGCUCAAGGUGCAGACGCUGAAGAAGUUCAAGCACGUUCUGGACUACCGCUUGCGAGAGGUGACAGAGUCCUUGAAGCCCAAGGAGGACAUGAUCGCGCAACUCCACCUGCAGCUCUCGGCUCUGGAGGAGGAAUUUGAGCGGCAGCUGGAGAUCCAGAAGCAGAUGGAGGGUGUUCUGGAGACGAAAUCUGCUCAAGUGCUUCAGCUGUCUGCAGAGGCUGAGAAGCAGAAGGAGAUCUUGAAGCAGCGCCAGCGGACCAUCUUCCGGUACACCGCCGACCUGUUGGAGUUAGCCAGCGACCAGGACGUGCGCAACUGGCACAUCGGGCUGAAGAAGAUCUGGCGCGACCACGUGAACCCUGAGACCUUCAAGAAGGACGAGGGGACAAGUCUCCCGAUGCAGGAACUCGGCCGGCAGAUUCAGGUCAUGGAGCGUAAGGCGUCCAUGCUGGCUCUGCGCAGCAAGCGGGGCGAAGCCACCUGCAAGGCAGACACACGACGGAAAACGCAGGAGAAUUCCUUACUGAUCCACGAGCUGGAAGAGCUCCGGAUCGAGAAGAAGUCUCUCCAAGCCGAAGUGCAGGAGUUGGAGCUGCAAGUGCAUUUGGCCGAGCAAAGAGCAGAGAACAAGGAGAUCCGGAAAGCUUUGCCGGGAAAGUCUGGGCUGGAGCGAAGCGACAGCAAUCCCAGGCAAGUGCCACAGGCCGCCCAAGGCCUUUUCGACGAGGCUCCGGCCAUCCACAGAGGGCCAAAGGGAAGCAAAGUGAGCAGUGCUCCAGUCGCCAAGAAGCAUAGCGCCCACAAGUCCCAGGAAGAGCUGCGCAAGGCGAAGCUGAGCCGCAAGGUGGCCGAGCAACGGGAGCAGCAGCGACACCAGCAGAGGGUGCGAGAAGAGCUUGUGCCCCAGGAGUUGGACAGCCUCAUGAAGCGGCGGACUGAAGAGGAGCAUCUUAGGUCUACCAGCUCAGCGGGUGGCUCCCAAGCUUCGAGCGGGCCUCCCGCCGGCGGUGCACUGUCAGUUGUCCGAUUCCAUCAGAAGGGAUCGCCUGCCGGCUCUGUGGAUUCCGUCUAA
This is a messenger RNA of Symbiodinium sp. CCMP2456, 4107 nucleotides long. Lineage: Eukaryota; Dinophyceae; Suessiales; Symbiodiniaceae. The record is from the annotation of a GenBank genome assembly.